Verticillium alfalfae VaMs.102 is the source of this 942-nucleotide messenger RNA. RefSeq lists its product with no specific name. The transcript has 4 exons. NCBI's taxonomy places the organism in Eukaryota, Fungi, Ascomycota, Sordariomycetes, Glomerellales, Plectosphaerellaceae. The record is from RefSeq and is a predicted model, not a curated record. The coding region runs from base 1 to 942 and encodes 313 amino acids.
AUGCCGGCGUCGGGAACUCUGGGGAUACUGGGGAUUCAGGCGUUGUACCGUUGUUUUCGCCCGUCAAACUCGCAUCAAAUCCCCGUUUCCCCGUCUUCCACCAUCGAUCUUCAUCCAUGGCUGAUCUGCCCUAACAAAGGAUGGUCGGUCGUCAUGGGCGAGGGCCAAAGGGGGCCACGUCGAUCGCUGUCGGUGAGCAGUGCGCUGCUGCAGGAACUUCGUCCGGGAACCGUCAGCACCAAGCGCCAGCGCUUCGCCGUAUCCGGGCUGGGGGCGCGCCCCGGCUCCCUCCCUUGCCAGUUGGCUUGGGUUGUCAUCCGGCCUCUUCACCGCGCUGUCCCAGGUCGCCCGGGAGGCUUCGUCCAGUUCUUGUGUCGUGCUGGCCCGCGAUUCGCGGAGAUUCGCCGGAGGAGGAGCGAAAGGAGGGUUCCUCUGGUCAGGCACCUUGCCUCUUCGCCGCCUGCUAUGCAGUUCGGCGAGGCCAAUCAAGCCGCUGAUCUCAUGGCCGGGAACCCCCCAAAAUCGAUCCAGGCGCAAUGGGAGGAAACCCUGCGGAGAUUAUGUGCUGCCACCCCUCUUAAAGGGCAUUCUUGUCGUCGUUUGCUGCACUGCGCUAGGCCAGCUGAGCACGAAGUGGACGAGGUGAGGCAAAGGUGCGCUCUUCUCGCGUUUCGCUUGAGUGGGCUGGCUGCGGCGCAGCUGGGACUUCUUCCAGUUUCCGGAUUCCGGUGCAUUGCGGGUGAGGGCCUGCGGGAGCCAAAUCUGGUCAAGGGUUCAUUGCCGGCUGACACCCUUCGACAUGUCAGUACCCAUAACUCUGAAUCGUCAUCUCGAGUCGUGAGCACUCCGACGUGCCUUGAUACCCCAACCCUCAGUGGCCAAUGGCCGCCUAAGCUGUUCGCUUUUGCCUGUUGCAACCCUUGGCUGGUUUGGUACUUGUGA